CAGUAAUACAGCGUUCCUGACAUAUUUAGAUAACCUCACUAUCGAAAUUCAGAAAAACACGGUGUUUCGAAGUUUUUUUGCAAAUUUGCUCCAAAAACAACGAAAAUGGUCCUUUCAGAUGGUGCCAAACAGCGACUAUCGCUCGUUAUUGAAUUAACGAAAACAGUUUUCCAUUACAGUUUCAUCCCAACUGUGCUUUAUUUGGGCUUUCGGAAAGGUGCUGAUCCAGGAAUGCCUGAAAUUUCGUUGGCUAAUUUAUUGUGGCUUAAUUUGACAAAAUAUUGCGAAAUAAAGAGACAUUAAUUAGUCUCUUUUAAU
Molecule: messenger RNA, 318 nt
Organism: Tribolium castaneum (red flour beetle)
Lineage: Eukaryota; Metazoa; Arthropoda; Insecta; Coleoptera; Tenebrionidae
Gene: Tom7
Product: Translocase of outer membrane 7
Exons: 3
Coding region: 106-303 (65 amino acids)
Biological process (GO): protein import into mitochondrial matrix
Cellular component (GO): mitochondrial outer membrane translocase complex
Source: RefSeq, a predicted model, not a curated record